AUGGAUGGCAAAUCUGUUGCUGUUGCUGUGGUUCUCUAUCUGGUCUUAACAGCAGGGUCAGAAGGUAAGGCCCUGGCAAAGACAGAGGAAAAGGGCUCCCAAUGCCUGUGCAUAAGCACUCACUCCAAGUUCAUCCCUCCCAAGGCUAUUAAGAACGUGAGAUUAAGCGUGCGCGGACCUCGCUGCAAAAAAGAGGAAAUCAUAGUUACACUGAAAGAUGGCAGACGAGUGUGUUUGGAACCUUCUGCUCCCUGGGUCCGGCUCACUGUAAAGGCUAUAUUGGCCAGGGCCAGAAACAAUACUGAACCACCUAUCAAAGAAAAUUCACCAAAAAAUACACCUUGGAGUUUUUCAAGGACCUGA
Messenger RNA from Eurypyga helias (sunbittern), 363 nucleotides. RefSeq names its product interleukin-8-like. Bases 1 to 363 code for a protein of 120 amino acids. Gene Ontology annotation, molecular function: chemokine activity; CXCR chemokine receptor binding. Gene Ontology annotation, cellular component: extracellular region. The record is from RefSeq and is a predicted model, not a curated record. NCBI's taxonomy places the organism in Eukaryota, Metazoa, Chordata, Aves, Eurypygiformes, Eurypygidae. Gene Ontology annotation, biological process: cellular response to lipopolysaccharide; chemokine-mediated signaling pathway; neutrophil chemotaxis. The transcript has 4 exons.